Molecule: messenger RNA, 2069 nt
Organism: Cottoperca gobio
Lineage: Eukaryota; Metazoa; Chordata; Actinopteri; Perciformes; Bovichtidae
Gene: rxfp3.3a1
Product: relaxin family peptide receptor 3.3a1
Exons: 1
Coding region: 365-1351 (328 amino acids)
Biological process (GO): positive regulation of cytosolic calcium ion concentration; cell chemotaxis; immune response
Cellular component (GO): membrane; external side of plasma membrane
Molecular function (GO): C-C chemokine binding; C-C chemokine receptor activity
Source: RefSeq, a predicted model, not a curated record
CGAGCUUUAUAUAACAUGGACCUCUGACAUUAUCAGUUAAAUGUUUAAUUAUGGAUUAAAAACGAUGUUGAAGCCUGCGUUAUGCACAAGACUGAUGGACACAUCAAACCUAAUGUUCACCAAUUAACAGCUCAACCCCGCCAUUACUGUCAUGCUGUAAGAGCUGAGCGGGUGAGUGGUGGAGAUGAGAGGAAGGGACAUAGCGGGACAGGAGGGUGGGGUGAAUACAGAUGGAGGAGUUGGGAUGGCAUCAUGUUCUUAUGUGGCACUCCAUGAUCCAGCUCUAUGUGGACAGAAAUGUUUUUAUCCAUCUCAAUUACAGACCUCUCACUGACGAGAUUAUCCUAAAGUGCCUGCUGAUAUUAUGAAUGAAGAAAAUGAGAGCGUUUGUUGGAACAUGUCACUGAUGGAGAUGGACUCCUUCAGCAACCUGGAGGACAUCGACGUGUCAGCCGACGGGAGCCCGAUCCUGAGGUUCCUCAUCUGCCUUGUGUAUUCUGUCGUCUGCGCUGCGGGGCUCAUGGGCAACCUGCUGGUCCUCUUCUUCAUCAGGGUCAAACAAGAGAGGAAGAAGUCCACAGUGAACUUCUUCGUGCUCAACUUGGCAUUGACGGACCUGCAGUUCGUGCUCACUCUGCCCUUCUGGGCCGUGGACACCGUGCUGGACUUCAGCUGGCCGUUUGGAGACGCCAUGUGCAAAAUCAUCCUCUCGGCCACCGUGAUGAACAUGUACGCCAGCGUGUUUUUCCUCACUGCCAUGAGUGUCGCCCGCUACUGGUCAGUCGCCUCGGCUCUGAAGAACAGCACCACGCGCAAGUCCUGUUCAGCCAAAUGGACCUGCGCAAUCAUUUGGACACUGGCAACUCUGGCCACUGCACCGACGUCGAUUUUCUCAACUGUCAGCAACGUAACCGGAGAAAAACUCUGUUUGCUGAGGUUUCCUGGUGGACAGUACUGGCUAGCGGUUUAUCACAUACAGAAAAUACUUGUAGGUUUUGUAUUUCCCAUGUCCAUCGUGUCCAUCAGCUACAUCAUGCUGCUGCGUUUCAUCCGCAACCGGAGUAUGAAAACAAGCAACCCCAAACGGAGAUCCCAAGUUACGAAAUCUAUCACCAUCGUCGUGUUGUCCUUCUUCCUGUGCUGGAUGCCGAACCAUGCCAUCACCUUCUGGAGUGUACUGGUCAAACUGAACGCUGCAAACUGGGACAGAGCGUACUACAUAGUCCACACAUAUGUGUUCCCUGUGACCGUCUGUCUGGCUCACACCAACAGCUGCCUCAACCCAAUUAUUUACUGCCUCAUGAGGAAGGAGUUCAGGAACAAACUGAGAAGUUUAAUACACAGAGGAUAAUGUUUUUGGAGCUUUGUGAAUGGUUUAACGUGUUGACAAACAGCAACCACGACGCACCCAGUGCGCACGAUUAAACAGGCUUGGAGUGAGAGAGGAAACCUGUCAGAAAGCAUAAUGAGAAACAAGCAGCAUUAUGUCAAUAUUUACUCCAUUCUGCUUAUUAAAACAUGUAACUUUCAUCAGCGCUUCUUGUCGUUAAAGACGUGCGUAAUGUCGCUACUUUCUAUAGAGAAACAGCUGUAGCUGGAUUUGCGCUUUACGCAUUGGAAUUGCUCAUUUUGUGUAAAAAAAAAAAGUACACGUAUGUCCACUGUAACAUUGCUUGAUAAUUAACCAUUAGUUGUCAUGUGUCUCUAGUGUAAUGCAUUGCAUUGGUGCAUUGCAUUAAUGCAUGCACACGCAUUGGUGUGCUGACGUCAUAAUUGAACAUGCGAAUCGUAAUUUAGCGCUCUUUACAUCUGUUAAUGUCUUAACAUAAUAAUGUAAAAAUAAUGUAACCAAAUAAUGUAACCAGUGUACAAGUAGUGUGUUUAUAAGACAGUCAUGAAUGCAAACAUCACCUCCUGAAAGCAAGGGAGGGAAAGUUACAGACCAUGUUUUAAAUGAUGGACUACAGCAGCAACAGCUUGGGCACAAAAGACAGAAAAAUGUAUAAAAUAUGAUUGUUGUAAAUGUUGGCACAAAAAAAACCUGUAUCCACGAUGUGUGAUAAUAAAAA